CGUCCGUUCGUUCAUUUAUUCACCCUUGGAGCGUUGUUGAGAUUCUCGGUGGUUUGUGCCCGGCACUGACCCGGGGUGUGUGGUGUUGGGAACGAGGACGUGGCUUCUGCACUCAAACUGCUUACAGGCUGUUGGAUUAAGUCGCUUUGUGUACCCGUGAUUACAAAUUGAGAUAAAUGCUAUGAGAAGAGGUGCAGGGCUGCCCGAUGGGAGAAUGCGUCAAGCAAGACAUUCUCGAGGAAGACUCCUACUCCAGAGAGGAUACCUCAUCCAGGGCCGUGAUGCCACUUCCCCAUCACCUGUGUGCUGCUUGGUUAAGCUAAUGCUGCGGAUGCCUUGUCUCUUGUGGAGGAAUCAAGCUGACUCGUGGCAUGAGGACCGUGCCUCGCGGGGGCUGAGAGUGACACUGCCAUGGCUUCUCUGGAUGACCCAGGGGAAGUGAGAGAGGGCUUCCUCUGCCCUCUGUGCCUGAAGGACCUGCAGUCUUUCUAUCAGCUGCAGUCACAUUAUGAGGAGGAGCACUCCGGGGAAGACCGUGAUGUCAAAGGGCAAAUUAAAAGUCUUGUCCAGAAGGCUAGGAAAGCAAAGAACAGGCUGUUGAAACGAGAAGGAGAUGACCGAGCUGAAUCAGGGACCCAAGGAUAUGAGUCUUUCAGCUAUGGAGGGGUUGAUCCCUACAUGUGGGAACCCCAGGAGCUUGGUGCUGUGAGAAGCCAUCUUUCCGACUUCAAAAAACACCGAGCUGCCAGAAUUGACCACUAUGUCGUUGAAGUCAAUAAAUUAAUAAUCAGGUUAGAGAAGCUCACUGCAUUUGACAGAACAAAUACUGAGUCUGCGAAGAUCCGAGCAAUAGAAAAGUCCGUGGUGCCUUGGGUCAACGACCAGGAUGUCCCCUUCUGUCCAGACUGUGGGAAUAAGUUCAGCAUCCGCAACCGACGCCACCACUGCCGCCUCUGUGGGUCUAUUAUGUGCAAGAAGUGUAUGGAGCUCAUCAGCCUUCCCUUGGCAAACAAGCUCACCAGUGCCAGCAAGGACUCCCUGAGCCCUCAUACCAGCCCCAGCCAGUCACCCAACAGUGUCCACGGCUCCCGCCGGGCUAGUAUCAGCAGCGUGAGCAGUGUGAGCUCUGUCCUGGACGAGAAGGAUGACGACCGGAUCCGCUGCUGUACACACUGCAAGGACACGCUACUCAAGAGAGAGCAGCAGAUCGAUGAGAAGGAGCACACCCCUGACAUCGUGAAGCUCUACGAGAAAUUACGACUUUGCAUGGAGAAAGUUGACCAAAAAGCUCCUGAAUACAUCAGGAUGGCAGCGUCAUUAAAUGCUGGAGAGACAACCUACAGUCUGGAACAUGCCAGUGACCUUCGAGUGGAAGUGCAGAAAGUAUAUGAGCUAAUAGAUGCUUUAAGUAAGAAGAUCUUAACCUUAGACCUGAAGCAGGACCCUCCACCACAUCCAAACACUUUACGGCUGCAGAGGAUGAUCAGAUACUCAGCUACGCUUUUUGUGCAGGAAAAGUUGCUUGGUUUGAUGUCACUGCCAACUAAAGAACAGUUUGAGGAACUGAAAGAGAAAAGGAAGCAGGAAGUGGAGAGGAAGAAGAUCCUGGAGAGACGGGCUACCCUGGAAUCCCAGCAAAGGCUUGAGGAAAGGCGCAGUGACCUGGUGUCUCAUGCGACCAACGGGGAGGUGGUGUCCCUUUGCGGGGGCCCUGCCCCGUUGAGAAAGGCUGAGGGCUGGCUCCCGCUCUCGGGAGGUCAGGGGCAGAUCGAAGACUCGGACCCACUCCUCCAGCAGAUCCACAACAUCACAUCCUUUAUCAGGCAGGCUAAGGCCGCGGGCCGGAUGGAUGAAGUGCGUACGCUGCAGGAGAACCUGCGCCAACUGCAGGACGAGUAUGACCAGCAGCAGACAGAGAAGGCCAUUGAGCUGUCCCGGAGGCAGGCCGAGGAGGAGGACCUGCAGCGGGAACAGCUGCAGAUGCUGAGGGAACGCGAGCGGGAACGAGAACGGGAGCAGUUCCAGGCGGCACCUCUGCACACGCGGACUCGGUCCCUGGACUUCCGAGAAAUCAGGCCUUUUCAGCUGGAGCCAGGCAGAGAGCCUCGCAACCACCUUGCUCAUGCCUUGGAUCUGGGCUGUUUCCCGGCUCAGAGCAGUGCGGCACCCAAGACCCCUUCACCCAGCUCAGCUCUCGAGCCCAUCAGAGUGUGGUCUGGGCCCCCAGCCCUUGGCCAGGAAUUCUUCCCCCAGAGCACCACGUCGCAGCACAAUGAGGUGCCCUCCCUAAAUCCCUUUGACGAGGAAGACCUCUCCAGCCCUGUAGCAGAGGGCACGGCCAGCCCUCCUGCUGCAGAGCCUUCCCUCGGCCCUCCAGCCUGUGUCCUCAAGGAGUACAAUCCUUUUGAGGAAGAGGAGGCAGAGGAGGCGGUGGCAGGGAACCCCUUCACUAGCCCAGACAGCCCAGCCCCCAACCCCUUUGACGAGGAAGACGGUCCUCCCCAUCAGAGACCCUCAGGCCCUCCUGUUCCUAGCAACCCCUUCGAGGAGGCCCCCUGUACUAACCCCUUCGAGGUGGACAGUGAGAGCGGGCAGGAGGGCGAGGAGCCCAUAGAGGAGGAGCUCCUUCUCCAGCAGAUUGACAACAUCAAGGCAUACAUCUUCGAUGCCAAGCAGUGCGGCCGCCUGGACGAGGUGGAGGUGCUGACGGAGAACCUGAGGGAGCUGAAGCACACCCUGGCCAAACAGAAGGGGGGCGCCGACUGAGCGUGGUGGGCAGGGCGCCUCCGGGGCCUGGCAGGAGCCAGGGGAGCAGGAGGGAGGGCUGCUGGGGUUGAUGGAGAAGGAAGAAGGGUGAGAUUUAAGCUGCACGCAGGUUGAGGGGGGAGGAAUCUGCUGUUACGUGCUGUGCGCUUGGAGCUUUUUCCAUGAUAGCUGAAUAAUAAAAUGGGAACUAGAACAGGAAGAAUCAGCAUGCAUUUGCUGUUUUUUCCUGUUUG
Molecule: messenger RNA, 2999 nt
Organism: Kogia breviceps (pygmy sperm whale)
Lineage: Eukaryota; Metazoa; Chordata; Mammalia; Artiodactyla; Physeteridae
Source: RefSeq, a predicted model, not a curated record